AAAUAAUACUAAUAAUAUAUUAUAUAUAUACAAAGCGUUAUUGCUCCAAAGAAAAUGUUACCACUGCUUUUGGACACUUCAAGAACGCAGCUGAAUGCUGUGCCACAGCACGCGCAAGGAUGUCCAACCUUCUCCUCAAAAACCCAUUGGAUGAUCCCUUGUGAUCGUGUCCAAGAAAAUAGGAAAGGUCCAAAAUUCAUUGUUGGAAUACCAAUGGUUGAAAGGAUGUUUGUUAGUGUUUGGUCAUUCAUGAUGUCCUGAAUCCCUAUACUGUAGGUAGGUGUUUCUCUUUUCAGUUGACGACAAAGUAUGUUCAAUUUCUUGUGAAUACCCACGGAAAAAUGAGGAACACCAUGUGAUUCUCAGCAUUUUUCAGCAGGACAGCGCACUUUCAUUGACUAUCUAGAAUCAACAUGUUUUGUAGUCCCCAAUGUUUCAACAGCUCCCCAGUAGGUCUUUAAUCGGAGGCAUCACUUUUGGAUCUGACUUGCUGUGAGAAUCAUGGAUGGAAAGAAGUAGAACCAACUGCUGUGCGAAAGCAGGUUUGGAAAGCUUGGUUGUGCGGAUCAGGUGAUUAUAUUUUGUUGAUUUUUCCCUAUAUGGGUGAAUCCCCUCCUUCUGGUGAAUAUGUUUGUUCUUUGCUCUCCGGUUCCUGGACAGCAAGCACCAGUCUUAGCCCGAAGGAUUUCACUGGGGACUCUCACUGAGACAUUUUCACCGCUGGAACGACAUCCUCCCCGGUCAAAACCGAGCCAGAUCUGCACGCUGGCAGAUCGGCUGGGCGCAGCGCAAGGCUCUUUGCGCACAGACUCCUCCGAGCAUGCCAGCCUUUGGGCGUGCUCGCUACGUCUUUUAUGUUGCCUCCUCUCUUUGCUGCACUUGCUGAUGGGCCUUGACAUCUUCUGCCUGCCCGGACCGCCAACGCUGCUGUGGAGGGAUUUGGACGCCCUCUGGGGUUAUGCCACCGCCCAUGCGAUGCUGGCCUUGUCCGCCGCCUUUGCCUCGCGACCCGUGAGAGGUGCCACCGACGCCCUCGGCCGUUUCCUGCGGAAGUGGCUUCGCUUGGCGCCGGCUGGCUUGGCUUUGCGACUCUUGAGUGCCUCUGCCUCUGAGUUCACCCACGCGCGGCCGCAGGGCAGUGGCUGGCCAGAACGGAGGGGCGCGAUGCAGCACUUCAACCUGGAUUUCCGCCGUUGCGGCACGGCAGUGGAGUGCGUGGAACCCUGGAAAGGGUGGCCCUUCGGCCUGAAGGAUGUGUUGUGGGCCUUCCCCGACGUGGCCGACGUGGGCUGGUUCCUGGAGGUCGACCUGACCAACAGCCUCCUUCUCACACUGCUGAACAUCCUGGAGUGCUUCAACGUUAACUAUGGAGGCGUCGGUCGCUUCCUGCAGCGGACACUGGAGCUGGGCCUUUGCUGCGCCUCGUUGGACGCCUGGCACGUCCGCGACCCGCGGAUGCCCUUUGACUGCCAACGGCCAGAGCAUCUUCCUUGGUGGCCACGGCUCUUUCCACACCUUUGUCUGAACUUCACCUUGGCCCCGCUGGUGGCAUGGUUCACUCGUUCGCGUGCCGUGUGUGCUUCAGCGGUGCCGCACCAGGGCGUCCUCCUGCGACUGUCGCUGGCGCUGGGGGUUUGGUGCAUGGAUUGUUGGGUGAUGAGGAGCCUUGAUCUUGGUGGUGGAUGCUAUACUGGCAGUGGAAAUGAGCUCGUGGAGGAGCCAACUUCGACACUGGAGCUUUGGAACUUAGUUCGCCUUUGGAGUUUGUUGCUCUUUCAUCGUUCCCUUCUGGAGCUGCUACGCGGUCCACCUGCGCGACCAACCAGCUGCUCCGCAGGGUCGCGUGAGCUCGGCGCUCGCGACGCUCUCCGUCGAGCUCUUCACUGCUUGGAUCGACUGACCUUUGGUGUCUUCAUCAUCAGCCCCUGGUUGAUGCGGGUGAUCUUUUUCUCCUGGCAUGCUAGCUGCUGGGAGUUCUCCUACUUUGCCUUGGGCAGCCUUUGGUUGGGCAUCUUCUUCAGCAGUCUGUUGGCCUCAGCAGUCCUCUUCUUCUGCAUCACGGAGCCAUGGCGUCGCGUCCUGGUGAAACUCCUGGCUGUCGCGUCGUCCUCGGUGUAUGGCCCUGAGCUGCUCAAGGACCCCACCGUGGCUGAUGACGUGGAUGUGUCCUUGGGCCGGAAGAAGACAGCCGGUGGCGAGGAAUUCGAGACGGAUCAUGAUCGCGCCAAGCGCAUCCGCAGAGAAAGAAGAGCUGCCAAGGAGAAGGAGAAGGAUGAUCAGCAGAAGCAUGACAUGAACAAGGCCAUCAGCGCUUUGCUUGGUGGUGGCAGCUCAGGAAAGAAACUGGACUUCUCGAGCGCCAACUUCCAGACCUUUGGGCCCUCGGGCCCCAGUGGACCAUCGGUGGGUCCUGCAGUGCCGGGCCCUACCAUGCCUGGCCCUACAGUGCCUGGCCCUACAGUGCCGGGCCCUACCGUGCCGGGCCCCGUCAGUGAGGCUGGGCCUUCAAGCCCUCCAAAGCCAGGGCCACAGGGACCACGGCUUCCGCAAGGGCCUUCACGACCGCCCAAGCCAGAGGAGCCACAAGGGCCUCUACCCCCUGAGCCAGAAAAAACUGAGAAAAAGGAGAAAGUGCUGUUGGGGCACAUGGACAUCAUGAAGGAGCAAAAGCGCGUCUCCUGGGACGAGCUGAAAAACCGAUUGGCCGAGGCGAACUGGAAGGAGGCCGGAGUGCCCGGCUCCAGCGAGUUCGACAGCUACUCCGCCAAAUUGGAGAAGACCCGUAAUGAGCGGUUAGCUCAGCAGGAAGAUGAUACCAAGAAAGCGCUCAAGGAGAUACCCAUCGUCUGGGAUAAAGUGGCAUCCAGAUUGUUUGGACCCUGUCGAAAUGGCUGCCUUGUAGUUUGGGGUCAUGGCUACACAGUUGGCUUUGCCGCGACUCGCCAAUUGCCGGUUUGCCUGACCAAAGAGAAACAAGUUUGUCAAAGCUUGCGCACCUCGCCAGGCCGCCAGCUGUGGGCUGCUUUUCUGAAGGACGUGGCGAAGAUCAACCUUGGCAACUUUGUGCAGGUCAAGACACGAGUCUCAAACUGCCCCAAAACCCCACCACCGGACAAGCGUUUGCAGAGAUUUGUCAAUGCAAACGCAAGGCAAGUAGAUCUGCAACCAAACUGGACAUCGGCAGGGGAUCGGAUUUGUGAUUGGAAUGUAAGCUUUGGCCAAAGAUCGGUGCGUGUCACCUAUGACUGGCGCCGCUUCAUCAGCGACUCCACCAAUGAUUUACAUGUGUUGGAAGAGGUGGCAAAAGCAGGAAGAUGGCCUACAGCCUGGGUGGUGAUUUCUGGUGUGCAUGAUUGCUAUUAUCUCCGACGGAACUUAGCGUUUCAAGCUUCCUCCACGAAGGGCUUCUUUAGUUUCUUGGAGCAGCACCCUAUCUUGAAGAGUCGUACGAUUAUCGUGGGCAUGGAGUACAUGGUGGACAAGGAUGAGCACCCAAAGAAAAAACGCAGAAAGUACAGGUCUUCUCGUGGUCCAAAAUCCUUGUACAACUGUUCGCGGAGACUUCACAAUAUGAUGCUAGAAGGGGCCCGAGAACAUGCAGUGUAUAUGAUUCCACGUUGGGGACUUACACGGAGCUACGCGGAUAAAGAAGUAGUCAACAGUGUGCAUUAUCCGGAAUCAGUCAUUCUAAAUGAGUUGCCAUCACUACUGACUGGUCUUUCUUGCAUUGCCAAAGGCAGGCAACAUGGUCAAAGCCAAAGCAUCUUGCCCUUGAUCACGGCACCGUUCUACACCGGUCCGCUGCUUCUCCUUUACUUCCUCAUGACGGUCGCAGCAGCAGUUUGUGCGCUGCUCGUCGUGCAUCGCGGGAGGAGAUCCUGGCGGGAAAGAGCUCUACCAGAGGGUCCAGCCACUCUUGGUGCGCGAGGGCGACAGCACGACGCUCAAGAGGCCAAGUGCACUGAACAGGAAGACGACUGA
Messenger RNA from Durusdinium trenchii, 3981 nucleotides. The record is from the annotation of a GenBank genome assembly. NCBI's taxonomy places the organism in Eukaryota, Dinophyceae, Suessiales, Symbiodiniaceae.